Messenger RNA from Penicillium samsonianum, 1443 nucleotides. RefSeq lists its product as uncharacterized. The coding region runs from base 1 to 1443 and encodes 480 amino acids. Gene Ontology annotation, molecular function: NADP binding; flavin adenine dinucleotide binding; N,N-dimethylaniline monooxygenase activity. The record is from RefSeq and is a predicted model, not a curated record. The transcript has 3 exons. Lineage: Eukaryota; Fungi; Ascomycota; Eurotiomycetes; Eurotiales; Aspergillaceae.
AUGGUAUCUGUUAAACGGGUUGCGGUCAUCGGCGCCGGGCCGGCAGGAGCCAUUGCGAUAGAUGCUCUGGCGCAAGAAAAGACCUUUGACAUUAUCCGUGUAUUUGAGCGCCGCGAGGGCCCUGGAGGCUGUUGGAUUGGCGACUCAUCGCAGCCUCCAACGCUCCGCGACUUUGCAUCUCUGGCGACAAGAACAGCUGAUCCCCCACUACAUAUCCCCGAAAUUUUGCCUGCGCAGACUCCAAAAUCAGACCAGCCUCGAUUUACUGAGUCGUCUGUUUACCCUUAUCUGGAAACCAAUGUCGACUUUCUACCCAUGCAGUUCGCCCAGGAACCUUUCCCAGAGGAGCGCAGCGAGGUCUCCAUAUCCCAUCACGGACCUGAAACCCCAUUCCGAAAGUGGGAUGUGGUUCGAAAAUACGUUGAGAGUCUGGUGGAACGUCGGGGUUACGGCGACCUGGUUUCAUACAACACCACAGUCGAACGAGUUGAGAAGGUGGGGACGGAGUGGAAAGUAACGCUCCGAAAGGAUGGAGAGAAGAGUGACUACUGGUGGGUUGAGUGGUUUGAUGCGGUUGUCGUGGCAAGUGGCCACUUCUGGGUCCCAUAUAUACCCCCAAUAGAAGGAUUGGAGGCGUUUGAGAAGACCAGACCGGGCAGUGUACUUCACAGCAAACACUUCCGCGGGAGAGACACAUUUGCUGACAAGCGAGUUGUGGUUGUGGGCGCAUCUGUCUCAGCAGCCGACAUCGCAGUCGAUCUUGUGGAAACGGCAAAGGAACCAGUCCACGCAAUUACAAUUGGACAUGCCGCUAACGGGUACUUUGGCGACGAGGCGUUUAACCACCCCAAGAUAAAAAAACAUCCCUCAAUAGAACGAGUCUCGAACAGGACUGUGCACUUGACGAACGGCAAUUGCAUCACGGACGUUGACCACAUAAUUUUCGGCACAGGCUACAGCUGGACACUGCCAUUCCUACCAGCAGUUCCAGUCCGCAAUAACCGGGUCCCCGAUCUGUACCAACACGUUGUUUGGCAAAAAGACCCGACACUAUUGUUUGUCGGCGCCGUCGCGGCUGGUCUGACGUUCAAGGUCUUCGAAUGGCAAUCGGUUUUAGCUGCAAGGCUGCUGGCCGGCCGAGCUACGCUACCAUCUGUUGAAGCGAUGCAAAAAUGGGAAGCGGAUCGUGUCAAGGCUCGUGGUGAUGGUGUGAAAUUUACACUGCUCUUCCCAGAUUUCGAAGACUACUUCGAGACGGUGAGACGUCUAGCUGGCGAGGGGGAGACUGGCAAGGGACGUAAGCUGCCCAAGUUUCGCCGCGAGUGGGUGAGGGCAUUUUUUGAGGGCCAUGAACGCCGCAAGGCUAUGUGGAAGAGGUUGAACUUGAAAUCUCGGGCUUUGAUGAAUACUGAGACUAUCCAACAGGAGGUAGCUCGGCUUUGA